Molecule: messenger RNA, 1239 nt
Organism: Oryza sativa Japonica Group (Japanese rice)
Lineage: Eukaryota; Viridiplantae; Streptophyta; Magnoliopsida; Poales; Poaceae
Source: RefSeq, a predicted model, not a curated record
UUUUUUUUACCUCAAGAUCCUUAGUAUCUAAAGGUACCAAAAUUUACGCUAGAAAAUGUGGUAUUUUCUGAUACCAUCUAAAGGACGGUAAAAUUACCUUAUUCUAAACCUCCACUGUUUCCCAUUAAUUCACAAAAAUGAAAAAGAAAAAAAAAAGCAGUCUCCCUCUACAAAUUUAAGAGCAAAGCCCUCCAUUCAGUUCAUCCAUGCAUUCUUGGCCAGUUGGCCUGGUUAGUUCCUGCAACAAACAAACUCUCAGCUACCACACCACCAUUGCAUAUUUGCAUUUCACCAAUGGAGAGGUCAGCCUCCUACACCGAGAAGAGCAGGAGCGCCGCCACGGUGGCCGGCGCCGGCGCCGGCGACUUGAGGUGCCACAGCGCCUACUACGUCACCUCGACGUACUCUGCUCCUCCUCCUCCUCCUCUCUGGUACGACGAUGCCGGCAGCGGCAAGGCGAGCAAGAUCAAGAAGAAGAAGGCGGCGGCCACCUGGCCAUCGUCGUCGGCGUCGGCGUCGACGUCGGCGUCGAAGGGGAGGGUGUGGGGCGGGCUCGGCGACGCGGCGGAGAUGCAGCGGCGGCGGAGGGUGGCCGGCUACCGGGUGUACGGCGUGGAGGGGAAGGUGAAGGUGUCGCUCCAGAGCAGCAUGCGGUGGAUCAAGGGCAAGUGCACCCGCGUGGUGGACGGCUGGUGGUAAUAAGCUCAUGCUGCUGCCUGCUGCUGCUGCUGAUGAUGAUGAUGAUGAAUUGGUGGUGAUCACUGAUCACUACUCAUCAGAUUAUUAUUCAGAUAUCACUUAUCAUCAGAGUUGUCAAGAGAUUAAAAUAAGUUUAUGAAGAAAAAGAUUCAGAUAAGUGUUUGUGUUUUCUUCUCCUGAUCUCCUCCAUAUGCAGCUCGGCUGCAGUAAUCUGUUGUAAGGUAGGAUGGCAAUGUGAGUGUGAUCAUGCUACAAUAAGUGUUUUUCUCACGGUGUAAUUAGUCUCCAAAUGCUGUACGUUCAGUUCUGUUGCAAGUUCAUUGUAUGCCGCCUACCUGGUCUGAAAGUGAGAGGGUACAGAAAUGUGAGCAAAUUAUCAGUACGUAGUAAAUUAAGCCUCUGGAUUUGAAUAUGAUGUUUCUUUAGCAUCUUUCUCCAGGAUUUUAAGAUGCUCCCUCCUUGCGUUUAACGAACUGGUUGCCUUGUUUUCGUCCCAACCUUGAGUCCAUGAAAAUCCAAGUCAUGUUUUCUUCUUUUUUA